CAAUCCAUCAGUCACUCAGCAUCAGUAGCAAAAGCUACAGCUAAAACUCAAAACUCCUUUAAAACGAAAUAGAAUAUUUCUAUAUACCACGCUUCAUUAUGAACUUCUACAAGGUCUUCAUCUUCGUUGCCCUCAUCCUGGCCAUCAGCAUGGGUCAAUCCGAGGCUGGUUGGCUGAAGAAGAUUGGCAAGAGAAUUGAACGCAUUGGCCAGAACACACGAGAUGCCACCAUCCAGGGCUUGGGUAUAGCUCAACAGGCAGCAAACGUCGCGGCUACAGCCAGGGGCUAAACCUAUAUAAAAUUUCAGAUUAUUGAGUUUAAAAAUAUAUUUUCAUUACCUUUUAA
This is a messenger RNA of Drosophila mojavensis, 346 nucleotides long. RefSeq names its product cecropin-1/3. The record is from RefSeq and is a predicted model, not a curated record. The transcript has 2 exons. Gene Ontology annotation, biological process: defense response to Gram-positive bacterium; defense response to Gram-negative bacterium; antibacterial humoral response. Gene Ontology annotation, cellular component: extracellular region. Lineage: Eukaryota; Metazoa; Arthropoda; Insecta; Diptera; Drosophilidae. The coding region runs from base 99 to 290 and encodes 63 amino acids.